AUGUGGGUGCUGCACCGCAAUGGUUACCGUGAAAUUUUCUACGGCGGCACCGGUUCUGUGGAGAUCACGUUGUUAGCUAGCAGAGGAUCCGGUGUUUGUCAAGGGUGGUUUGGUUUGGAGCCGGAGUGGGAUCAAGAAGGCGCCAGCGAUGUAGCCAACGACCUGUUCGAGGCAAGCUGGAUAAUGAGACACGAGCCGUCCGAUAGGGAUCGCAGCUUGCACCUGGAGCUUUUUUACAAUUAUUACAUAUUACAAGUGCGACUAAGCACUAGCGGCAAGGCAGGUUUCUGGUCAAGCAUCCAGGUACUAGGUAGGUUCGCACAACAGCGCCGUCUGCGAGUUCGUGCUGUCCGCCGCCGCCGCCAUCGCCGACGCCCUGCUGACGAUUGGGGGGCGAGCAUCGUGAUCAUCCAGCACGGCGUAUACUGUACGAAGAGAGAGGGGACCUCGAACAGAGCUGGCGGCGGAGCCGAAAACUCUAUGCCAUGGACUCUAUAGCAAUGCCUGAUG
Molecule: messenger RNA, 510 nt
Organism: Dissoconium aciculare CBS 342.82
Lineage: Eukaryota; Fungi; Ascomycota; Dothideomycetes; Mycosphaerellales; Dissoconiaceae
Exons: 3
Coding region: 1-498 (165 amino acids)
Source: RefSeq, a predicted model, not a curated record